This is a messenger RNA of Meloidogyne enterolobii, 717 nucleotides long. NCBI's taxonomy places the organism in Eukaryota, Metazoa, Nematoda, Chromadorea, Rhabditida, Meloidogynidae. The record is from the annotation of a GenBank genome assembly.
AUGUUAUUGAGACCUUUAGGGUACUUAUAUUUUGGUAGUAUAUUGCGUAUCAAUACUAUUUUAUGUAGGAAAUGUCGGUCUUCAAAUACCAAAAUAUUUGUUACUAUAUUUAUCUUAAAGGUAUUCGAUAUUAUUCACGAUUUCCACAAUCGUCUGGGACACGGAAAAAAGAUGGCAAUUUCAGAGGCCAUAAAACAAGACUAUGCCAAUAUUACCUUAAAUUGUGUUUUGCUGUAUAUGGCUAAUUGUAAAGAAUGUUAUAUGGCAUCACAAUUACAAACCUCAACAAGUUUAAUUGAAACUACAAAUUCUGACUUUAAUAAAGAAUUGAAUAUAGAAGACGAUGAAAUUAUUGAAUUGAAGGUAAUAUUCAAAAUAGAGACUUCGAGAUAACUCUCCCGAAUAUACAUCCGAAUAAAAGAGUAAUAUCUCAAAAAAUACUUAGUCCGCUCUCUAAUUAGGUAAUUAAAUAACAAAGUCAACUACUAUAUUUACUCGAAUAAUUAUGCUCCUACGGGGCGGGUACGAUUUUACGGACAGUACAUAAUUCAGGGGUAUUUGGGUAACGGGGAUGGGGGUCCUUAGAAUGGGCUUGGGAAGAGUUUCUUGGAAAUCGGUUUCACUAUGAUAGGAAUUAAGGAUGUCAAGGGGUACCCGAAACCCGGACACUUUUUUCAACCCGAAACCCGUUCCGAAGAAAAUUUUGAAGCAACUACC